AGGAGGAGAAGCCUCAUGAAUGCAAUGAGUGUGGUAAAACCUUUCCAUAAAAGGUCAGCCCUCACUGCACACCAGAGAACUCCCACAGGAGAGAAGCCCUAUGAAUGUCAGGAAUAUGGGAAAUCCUUCAGCCAUAGGCCAGCCCUAACUGUACAUUGCAGAACUCACACAAGAGAGAAACCUUAUAAAUGUAAUUUGUGUGGAAAAUCCUUCUGUGUGAAGCCAAACCUCACUGUACACCUUAGAACUCACACAGGGGAAAGACCCUACAAAUGUAGUGAAUGUGGGAAGACUUUCUACCAGAAGUCAAAGCUCACUGUGAUUCAGAGAACUCACACGGGGGAGAAGCCUUAUGAAUGUAGUGAAUGUGGGAAGACCUUCUGUGAGAAGUCAUCCCUCACUGUGCAUCAGAGAACUCACACAGGGGAGAAGCCCUAUGAAUGCAGUGACUGUGGGAAAACCUUCUGCCAGAAGUCACAUCUCAGCAAACAUCAGAGAACUCCCAUAGGGGAGAAACCCUAUGUUACAGAGACUGGCUAUGUGCUCACCAAUGUCCACUUUCUUUUUCUCGUGGGCACACAGUUAGCCUACAUUUCUCAUCUACAUUUGUUAGAAAACGCCUGA
Molecule: messenger RNA, 624 nt
Organism: Choloepus didactylus (southern two-toed sloth)
Lineage: Eukaryota; Metazoa; Chordata; Mammalia; Pilosa; Megalonychidae
Product: zinc finger protein 248-like
Exons: 2
Coding region: 16-624 (202 amino acids)
Biological process (GO): regulation of transcription by RNA polymerase II
Molecular function (GO): DNA-binding transcription factor activity; RNA polymerase II cis-regulatory region sequence-specific DNA binding
Source: RefSeq, a predicted model, not a curated record